Eimeria necatrix is the source of this 2034-nucleotide messenger RNA. Its product is annotated as zinc finger (CCCH type) protein, putative. NCBI's taxonomy places the organism in Eukaryota, Apicomplexa, Conoidasida, Eucoccidiorida, Eimeriidae. The record is from RefSeq and is a predicted model, not a curated record. Gene Ontology annotation, molecular function: metal ion binding. The transcript has 4 exons. The coding region runs from base 1 to 2034 and encodes 677 amino acids. Gene Ontology annotation, biological process: cellular response to nitrogen starvation; autophagy; autophagosome assembly. Gene Ontology annotation, cellular component: phagophore assembly site; phosphatidylinositol 3-kinase complex, class III, type I; phosphatidylinositol 3-kinase complex, class III, type II.
AUGGUGAAGACGAAGUUGUGUUUGGACCACCAAAGCAGCAAAGGAUGUUUGAGAGGCAGCAAAUGUCCUUAUGCGCAUUCUGCUGCGGAGUUGAGGGCUUUGCCGGAUUUGCGGCGGACUAAGAUUUGCGCGGCGGUGCUGGCGGGCCGCAACUGCAAGAACCAGGCCUGCCGCUACGCGCACUCCGACGAAGAGCUGCGGCUCACCUGCCACUUCGCAGAAUACAGAACGCGGGAGCAGGGGGGCCGCGGGUGUCUGUACGGCUCGCGGUGUCCGUACGCCCACAGCGAGUCGGAGUUGAGGGUUUUGGGAAACUCCGAUUCUUUACAAGAUUUGAAAAUCAACCAGCAGCAGCAGCAGCAGCAGCAGCAGCAGCAGCAGCAGCAGCAGCAGCAGGAGCAGCAGGAGCAGCAGCGGAGCAGCAGCCCCCCGCUGCGCCCCCAGGAAGCGGCGCCCCAGCAGCUGCGGCCGUCCGUCGGCGAAACAGCAGCAGCAGCAGCAGCAGCAGAUGCGCAGCAGCAGCAGCAGCAGCAGAUGCAAGACAUGCAGCAGCAGCAGCUCCAAGACAUGCUGCACACGCUGCAGCAGCAGCAGCAGCAACAGCAGCAGCAUAUGCAAGACAUGCAGCAGCAGCAACAGCUCGAGCAGCAGCAGCAGCAACAGGCUGCGCCCGGGAAGCAGCAAAGUCUCCCCGAGCAGCAAAAUGACCUCCAGCAGCAGCAGCAGCAGCAGCAGCACGGCAGCACGAGCUUCAGCAGCAGCAACAGCAGCAGCAAGAGAAGCAAGAACGCUCUGAGAAAGAGCCUCAGGACACGAAGCAAGCAGCAGCAGCAACAGGAGCAGCAGCAGCAGCAGCAGCAGCAGCAGCAGCAGAGACGCAGCAGAUGUACUCCAAAGCGAGGAAGCAGCAGCAGCAAAAGCAGCAGCAGCAAAAGCAGCAGCAAGGAGCAGCUCACUACAUUGCACCAUAUCCGCUGCACAGCACUCGCGUUGCUUCUUCAACAGCAGCAGCUGCUGCUGCUGCAGCAGCAGCAGCAGCAGCAGCAGCAACCGGCCCCUGCUGCCUUCCCCUCCCUCUGCCCUCCAGGAGGCCUCCUCGGGGGGCCCCUAGGGGGCCCCCUGGGGGCCCCCUUAGGAGACCCCCUGGGGGCCCCCCUGGGGGCCCCCCUAGGGGACACUCUAGGGGCCCCCCUAGGGGCCCCCCUAGGGGCCCCUCUAGGGGGCCCCCUGGGGGCCCCCCUAGGGGCCCCCCUGGGGGCCCCCCUAGGGGCCCCUCUAGGGGGCCCCCUAAGUACCCCUCUUGGGGGCCCCCUGGGGGCCCUUUACUGCAAUGCUGUGGGGCCCCAGCAGCAAGGUGCUUACACACCAGUGCUGCCACAGCUGCAGCAGCAGCAGCAGCAGCAGCAGCAGGCGUUUUUGUCCCCUCUCGCUGCUGCUGCUGCUUCUCCUGCUAUUGCUGCUGCUGCUGCUGCUGCACCUGCUGCAGUUGGCCCGGCCCAGGCCCCUCUGGGGCCCCAAGAGCUCGACAGAAGACCCCAAGCAGCAGCAGCAGCAGCAGCAGAAAAGGGGGCCCCCGGGGGGGCCCCCCUGCAGCAGCAGGAAGCAGCAGCAGGGACAGGCAUUGACGGAAUAUGUUCAGAGUUGGUGGUGCUGCUGCGGUGCCUUCUCGAACAGAAGCAGCAGCAGCAGCAGCAGCAGCAGCGGCAGCAGCAGCAGCAGCAGCAGCAGCAGCAGCAGCAGCAAGGGCUGGUGCUGCCGCAACAGCCGCAGCUUUCCCCCGGGCCGCUGCCGCAGGAGCAGCUGCAGCAGCUGCAGCAGCUGCUGCAGCAGCAACAGCUGCAGCUGCAGCUGCAGCAGCAUCUUCAGGACCAGCUUUCGCAGCAGCAGCAGCAGCAGCAGCAGCAGCAGCAGCAGCUAGAGGCGCUGCAGUGGGGGGCCCCCAACCCGGGCCUCUCGGGGGGCCCCCAGGCCUUGGGAGCAGCAGAAUUAGCAGCAAUUAGUUCUCUGGCAAUGCGGCAACUCAACAUAAGUUGA